Molecule: messenger RNA, 3741 nt
Organism: Gasterosteus aculeatus aculeatus (three-spined stickleback)
Lineage: Eukaryota; Metazoa; Chordata; Actinopteri; Perciformes; Gasterosteidae
Product: adhesion G protein-coupled receptor E5
Biological process (GO): adenylate cyclase-activating G protein-coupled receptor signaling pathway; cell surface receptor signaling pathway
Cellular component (GO): plasma membrane
Molecular function (GO): calcium ion binding; G protein-coupled receptor activity
Source: RefSeq, a predicted model, not a curated record
AAUCAGGCAGAGAGCGAGGCGUGCUCAGUCUGAAUCUGAAGGAGCAAGCUGCUGGUACUGGAUUUAAUGGACCGUGAACUACUGAGACGUCUGUGAAAUACUCAAAUCCUUCUUAAACGUCGCGACAGGAGCAAAGUCAUUGUUGUGAUAAAGUCUUUAGCUGUGGGGGGAUAUCGGUUUGCCUCUAACAUGGAGUACUGGAAGGAGCUGCUUCUCCUGGGCCUAUUAAGUGCGCUGGGAGAAUGUGAAGCAGCCUGUGGACUUGGGUUGCAGUCAGAAAGCGGUGACUGUGUUGAUGUGGAUGAGUGCGGAGAUCGCCCAUGUGGCAAUAACACAAACUGCAAAAACACGUUGGGCAGCUUCAACUGCCAAUGUGAGAAGGGCUACAGAGAAAAGAGUGGGCUUGUUAACUUCACGCUAAAUGGCCAGUGCCAAGAUAUCAACGAGUGCAGAGACGGGGGCAAUAUCUGCGGCCCGAACGCAAGUUGUUCCAACACAUUGGGGAGCUACAAAUGCCUCUGCCACUUUGGGUACACGGAAGCCACCAAUCAUUCCGGACACUGCACAGACAUUGAUGAGUGCAAAGAAGCGUCCGAUAAGCAAGAGGAGCUCUGUGGAGCAGACGGGAACUGCACAAACAGCGACGGGAGUUACCGGUGCAUGUGCUCAAAAGGCUUCACCAACUACGGCAACGAAAGGACGACAUGCUCAAAGCUCGACUGCGACAACUUCAACGAAAACGGCAGUUCGUCGCCGUCACUCGGAGGCCUGGCAGGCAUACUGUCCAUGAUCAGAAGCAGCUGUUUGGCUCUGUCCGACCCGAGCGUCGCCGGUGAAGGGAAGAGUGACGGAGAGGUGCUGCUGAAGACGAUUUUCUCCGCGACGGAGGCCGUCGUGUCCCCCGGUCACUUGGACAGCAGAGAUGUUAGCGGACUGCUCGGCGCGAUGGAGAACGCCAUCAUGCUCAUCGGCCCCCAGCUCAAAGACGGCCGCACUAAGACAGAGACCACAGAGAUGGACGCAGAAAUUGCAGUGCAGAGGGGACAGACUCCCCCGACGGGGCCGAUCCAUCUGACCAAUGACAACGCUACACUUGACACUGACUGGACAACUGCAGCUGGGACGGGAUCAUACCCUGGUUUCGCGCUGGCUGCGUUGUUGAGCUACAAGAACCUUGAGAUAUCUGAUAAUCGCUCCUUUAGCGAGCUCACAGGACUCGAAAAGGAUGGAGUGAGUCCGUCCUUCCAGGUCACCUCGACAAUAGUUUCUGUUGUGGUCUCUAACCCGUCCACUCAGAACCUGAGCCGCUCCGUCAACAUCACCCUCCGACAUCUACAGAACAUAACGGGUGAUGUGAGCUACAUCUGUGCGUACUGGAACGAGAGCGGGGCCUGGUCCACAGAUGGUUGUUAUCAACGUACCUCCAAUAAAACGCACACCGAGUGCACAUGCAGUCAUCUGAGCAGCUUUGCUGUGCUCGUGGCACUCUACGACAUGAAGCACACCUUUGGGCUCCAGCUGGUCACCAAGAUAGGGCUGACCAUCUCCCUGCUGUGCCUCGGACUGUGCAUCCUGACAUUCAAGUUCUGCCGCUCCAUCCAAGGAACCCGUACCACCAUCCACCUGCACCUCUGCAUCUGCCUCUUCGUGGCUGACCUCAUCUUUCUCGCCGGCAUCUCACAAACUGAACCCGUGGGCGCCUGCAGGUUCGUUGCGGCGAUGCUCCAUUACUUCUUCUUGGGCGUGUUCACCUGGAUGCUGUUGGAAGGGGUGCAGCUGUACCGUAUGGUGGUCCUGGUGUUCAAUGCCACCAUGCGGCCCCUCUACUUAAUCCUCACUGGUUACGGGACCCCGCUCAUUAUCGUCAUUAUAUCCGCCAUCAUAAGACCAAAUGGAUACGGUACCGACCAGCACUGCUGGCUGUCUCUGGAAGACGGGCUCAUCUGGAGUUUCUACGGUCCUGUGUGCUUCAUCGUCAUCUUAAACGUCUUCUUUUUCAUCGUCACCGUCUGGAAGCUGGCCCAGAAGUUCACCAGUCUCAACCCAGACCUCACCAAGCUGCAUAAAAUCAAGGCUUUCACAGUGACAGCCAUCGCCCAGAUGUGCAUACUGGGUCUGAUGUGGGUGUUUGGGGCCUUUCUGUUUCAAGAGGGCACCUUAGUGGCAGCAUACAUCUUCACUAUCCUUAACAGCCUGCAGGGAGCGCUGGUGUUCAUUAUGCACUGCCUGCUGUCUAAACAGGUGAGAGAGGAAUACGCCCAUUUCCUCUCUUGUAUCUGCACAUCAGAGAAGAAGAGGUACUCCGACCUCACCAGUACCAACCCCUCCAACAGUCAGUCACAAGCUUCUCGGAGUGGGGAGCACACCGGAGAAUCACAAAUAUGAAACGCUCCAUGAGUUUUCGUACCCCAAAGACAGACUGUCACACCUUUACCAUACCGAGUUAGCCCUGGUUUUAAAGGUUUGGAAGACUUUAAUUGAAAAUUCAGUCACUAUCUUUGGGUUUUGUUGUACUACUAUGCCAACUGUCCGAUGGUACCGGCAAUCAGGGAGCCCAACAGGUCACGUUAGAUGGGAAGCGUUAAUAAUACCGCAUAAGAAAGUCCACAAAUAUGACUCUCCUCGCCUGCUAUUGGAUUUAACUGUGGAACAGAAAGACUUUUGCUUAUUUCCUUCUUAGCAUGCUCUACAAAGAUGUAAAUGAUGGAUCUAGUUGUAUUGACGAAUUUCUUAUUUAGUGUCGUUAUCUUCACAGCAGAGAAGUAGCCGACCACAACAAGUGUCUAUUCAGGAACUCUUUAAAUGAAAGCGACAGAUAUUUCAGUACAUUAUCAGUUCAUCAAAAACAUAUCAGUAGUAUAAGCUGUUGCCUUUCAAAGGAGUCAAAGUGACACAAAUACCCUGAUGUGGACUAUUUGAUUGCACGUGACAAGUGAUGCUCCCUGCUGUAUAUGUGCAAUCACACUGUGCUGUAUUUUUAGACAUGUUUCAUGUACUAGAAUAAGGGUGGGUUUGCCUUUUAGAUUUUUUUUUUCCAUUUACUGUAUUUGAAGGUAACAGAAGCAACUGACUUGAAGCACUCGUGGCCAUUGUGAUAUCUUUUCUUGCAAAUGAUUUGCAAUUGAGCUGUGCCUUUUGUCACCGGUGUUUGUUUUUGGAAAAAAAAUGAAUUCAGCCCCAAAAUAGCAGUUUGGGAAAUUCCCAAAACAGACCCACCCUUCUGAUAAGCCUGCAGCUUCCUGCAAUCAAACUGUGUUUAGGGAAUAAAAUUCCAUUUAGUUGUUUUUCUUAUUACAGCUCUUAGUCAAUGUCUCCAUAGAUUGUUAGUGACUGUAACUUGUCGCAUUCCCUGAAAUGAGAACUUCAACUGUUUUGAUGAGGUCUAUGGGAGAUGUGCAGACCGUGGUAUGUUUAUGUUAUUGCACUUUUUCAUUUAACAAAUAGAUAAUCCAGCACAUCUUCACUCACGUGGUGCAACAAUCAACUUGAACCUCACUCAAAGAACCGGAACACUUUACUUGGUGUAAAAAUGCUGUCAUAUUUUCUAAUAUUUCAUAGAAAGAGAGGAUAUGGUAAAAACAUGUUUUGUUUCUGUCUCCCUUUCUCAUCUACAAGCCUGAUUAAGACCACUUAUGUGUUGGUUUGACAACUAAACGUCUCUUAGGUUCUUAUGUGUGGCUGCACUCUUUUUGUGACCAGCAGUACGGAUUAAAUAAAGUAUUGCAAAAUGUAUUUCCAUGA